Prionailurus viverrinus (fishing cat) is the source of this 3028-nucleotide messenger RNA. RefSeq names its product glutamate metabotropic receptor 7 (gene GRM7). Gene Ontology annotation, molecular function: group III metabotropic glutamate receptor activity. The record is from RefSeq and is a predicted model, not a curated record. Gene Ontology annotation, cellular component: membrane. NCBI's taxonomy places the organism in Eukaryota, Metazoa, Chordata, Mammalia, Carnivora, Felidae. Bases 1 to 2748 code for a protein of 915 amino acids. The transcript has 10 exons. Gene Ontology annotation, biological process: G protein-coupled glutamate receptor signaling pathway; regulation of synaptic transmission, glutamatergic.
AUGGUCCAGCUGGGGAAGCUGCUCCGCGUCCUGACUUUGAUGAAGUUCCCCUGCUGCGUGCUGGAGGUGCUCCUGUGCGCGCUGGCGGCGGCGGCGCGCGGCCAGGAGAUGUACGCCCCGCACUCUAUCCGGAUCGAGGGGGACGUCACCCUCGGGGGGCUGUUCCCGGUGCAUGCCAAGGGUCCUAGCGGAGUGCCCUGCGGCGACAUCAAGAGGGAGAACGGGAUCCACAGGCUGGAAGCGAUGCUCUACGCCCUGGACCAGAUCAACAGCGAUCCCAACCUGCUGCCCAACGUGACGCUGGGCGCGCGGAUCCUGGACACUUGUUCCAGGGACACUUACGCGCUCGAACAGUCGCUCACUUUCGUCCAGGCGCUCAUCCAGAAGGACACCUCCGACGUGCGCUGCACCAACGGCGAGCCUCCGGUUUUCGUCAAGCCGGAGAAAGUAGUUGGAGUGAUUGGGGCUUCAGGGAGUUCGGUCUCCAUCAUGGUAGCCAACAUCCUGAGGCUCUUCCAGAUCCCCCAGAUCAGUUACGCAUCAACGGCACCUGAGUUAAGUGAUGACAGGCGCUACGACUUCUUCUCUCGUGUGGUCCCACCUGACUCCUUCCAAGCUCAGGCUAUGGUGGACAUUGUAAAGGCCCUAGGCUGGAAUUAUGUGUCUACCCUUGCAUCUGAAGGAAGUUACGGAGAGAAAGGUGUGGAAUCCUUCACGCAGAUUUCCAAAGAGGCAGGUGGGCUCUGCAUUGCACAGUCUGUGAGAAUCCCCCAAGAGCGCAAAGACAGAACCAUUGACUUUGAUAGAAUUAUCAAACAGCUCCUGGACACCCCCAACUCCAGGGCCGUCGUGAUUUUUGCCAACGAUGAGGAUAUAAAGCAGAUCCUUGCAGCAGCCAAAAGAGCUGACCAAGUAGGCCAUUUUCUUUGGGUGGGAUCAGACAGCUGGGGUUCCAAAAUAAACCCACUGCACCAGCAUGAAGAUAUUGCAGAAGGAGCCAUCACCAUUCAGCCCAAGCGAGCAACAGUCGAAGGGUUUGAUGCCUAUUUUACGUCACGCACACUUGAAAACAACAGAAGAAACGUAUGGUUUGCUGAAUACUGGGAGGAAAACUUCAACUGCAAGUUGACAAUUAGUGGGUCAAAGAAAGAAGACACAGAUCGCAAAUGCACAGGACAGGAGAGAAUUGGGAAAGAUUCCAACUAUGAACAGGAGGGUAAAGUUCAGUUUGUGAUUGAUGCGGUCUAUGCAAUGGCUCAUGCCCUUCAUCAUAUGAACAAGGAUCUCUGUGCCGACUACCGAGGGGUCUGUCCGGAAAUGGAGCAAGCUGGGGGAAAGAAGUUGUUGAAGUAUAUCCGCAAUGUUAAUUUCAAUGGUAGUGCAGGCACCCCAGUAAUGUUUAACAAGAAUGGGGAUGCACCAGGGCGUUAUGACAUCUUUCAGUACCAGACAACAAACACCACCAACCCUGGUUACCGUCUGAUUGGACAGUGGACGGAUGAACUUCAGCUCAAUAUAGAGGACAUGCAGUGGGGUAAAGGAGUCCGGGAGAUCCCCCCCUCAGUGUGCACACUGCCAUGCAAGCCUGGGCAAAGAAAGAAGACUCAGAAGGGAACUCCGUGCUGCUGGACCUGUGAGCCUUGUGAUGGCUACCAGUACCAGUUUGAUGAGAUGACAUGCCAACAUUGCCCCUACGACCAGAGGCCCAAUGAAAACCGAACCGGCUGCCAGGAUAUCCCCAUCAUCAAAUUAGAGUGGCAUUCCCCCUGGGCCGUCAUCCCUGUCUUCCUAGCAAUGUUGGGGAUCAUUGCCACCAUCUUUGUCAUGGCCACUUUCAUCCGCUACAAUGACACGCCCAUUGUCCGGGCAUCUGGGCGGGAACUGAGCUACGUUCUGUUGACUGGCAUCUUUCUUUGCUACAUUAUCACUUUCCUGAUGAUAGCCAAACCUGAUGUGGCCGUGUGUUCUUUCCGGAGAGUUUUCUUGGGCUUGGGUAUGUGCAUCAGUUAUGCAGCCCUCUUGACAAAAACCAAUCGGAUUUAUCGCAUAUUUGAGCAGGGCAAGAAAUCAGUGACAGCUCCCAGACUCAUAAGCCCAACAUCACAGCUGGCAAUCACUUCCAGUUUAAUAUCAGUUCAGCUUCUAGGAGUUUUCAUUUGGUUUGGUGUUGACCCACCCAACAUCAUCAUAGACUAUGAUGAACAUAAGACAAUGAACCCUGAGCAGGCCAGGGGAGUUCUCAAAUGUGACAUUACAGAUCUCCAAAUCAUUUGCUCCUUGGGAUAUAGCAUUCUUCUCAUGGUCACAUGUACUGUGUAUGCCAUCAAGACUCGGGGUGUCCCAGAGAAUUUUAAUGAAGCCAAACCUAUUGGAUUCACUAUGUACACGACAUGUAUAGUGUGGCUUGCCUUCAUUCCCAUUUUUUUUGGCACUGCUCAGUCAGCGGAAAAGCUCUACAUACAAACUACCACGCUUACAAUCUCCAUGAACCUAAGUGCAUCAGUGGCGCUGGGGAUGCUAUACAUGCCGAAAGUGUACAUCAUCAUUUUCCACCCUGAACUCAAUGUCCAGAAACGGAAGCGAAGCUUCAAGGCGGUAGUCACAGCAGCCACCAUGUCUUCACGGCUGUCACACAAACCCAGUGACAGACCCAACGGGGAGGCAAAAACAGAACUCUGUGAAAACGUAGACCCAAACAGCCCUGCUGCAAAAAAGAAGUAUGUCAGUUAUAAUAACCUGGUUAUCUAACCUGUUUCAUUCCAUGGAACCAUGGAAGAGGAAGACCCUCAGUUAUUUCGUCACCCAACCUGGCAUAGGACUCUUUUGGUCCUGCCCGCUGCCCAUCACUGGAGGAGCAUCCCCAGCCAGGAGACCAACGUUAGAGGAUCCAAGUGUCCUACACAGCUGCUUUAUGAAAUAUUCUUACUUUAUCUUGGCUUAAUAAGUCACUGGCAUCAGCACUGCCAACUCGGCUGCAAUUUUGGACCUUCCCUACCACAGGGAGUGUUGAGACUCAAGUCCCACCCAG